GUUCAGGUAUCUUCUGAUCAUUCACUAGACACCAUGAGACUUCUCGCUCUGCUGCUGUUGAUUGGAGCUGCUGCGGCAGUUCCCCGUGAGGAUGGCAGGAUCAUUGGUGGACAGGAGUGUCAGCCUCACUCUCGUCCAUACAUGGCCUCCCUUAACUAUGGCUACCACUUCUGUGGUGGGGUGCUCAUCAACGACCGCUGGGUGCUCUCUGUUGCACACUGUUGGUACAAUCCCUAUGCCAUGCAGAUCAUGCUGGGAGAACAUGAUGUACGCAGGUUUGAGGGUACUGAACAGCUCGCCAAGACCGACAACAUCAUCUGGCACCCUAGUUACGACUACCAGACUCUGGAUUUCGACAUCAUGCUGAUCAAGCUGUUCCACCCUGUGCAGGUGACAGAGGCAGUUGCGCCUAUCCCAUUGCCCAAAGAGUGCCCAAUGCCUGGGCUUCAAUGCUCUGUGUCUGGUUGGGGUAACACUGCCAUGGAUGGAGAGGUGAACUUGCCCCUCCGUCUGCAGUGUUUGGAUGUUCCCAUUAUCGAUGACCAGGACUGUCAUAACGCCUAUCCUGGUAUGAUCUCACCUCGUAUGGUGUGUGCUGGAUACCUCGAUGGAGGCAGAGAUGCAUGCAAUGGUGACUCCGGCAGCCCCCUGGUAUGCAACGGAGAGGUCCAAGGCCUGGUGUCAUGGGGACAGGGAUGUGCCGUCCCCGGCUACCCCGGUGUCUACGUCAAACUGUGCCAGUACCUCUCCUGGAUUGAAGACACCAUGGCAAGCAACUAAUGAAGAAAUAACCUCACUUCUUCGACCCCUCAUCUCUCUGCCCCACUCUUUCCUUCCA
Thunnus maccoyii (southern bluefin tuna) is the source of this 838-nucleotide messenger RNA. RefSeq names its product trypsin-like. NCBI's taxonomy places the organism in Eukaryota, Metazoa, Chordata, Actinopteri, Scombriformes, Scombridae. The record is from RefSeq and is a predicted model, not a curated record. Gene Ontology annotation, molecular function: serine-type endopeptidase activity. The coding region runs from base 34 to 780 and encodes 248 amino acids. Gene Ontology annotation, biological process: proteolysis. The transcript has 6 exons.